GGUUGAAUGGCUUUUGCUGCUGUGACAGUUUGCUUGCAGACCCUUGAUCAGACUUUUAGUUCCAACCCUUUCUGAAUCUUGAUAAAGAUGAACGCUGUCAAUUUCUUUCUGAAAAACUUGGUAUUUUCCAGAGAUUUCUCGAGGAUUCAACAAAUAAGUGCGAUGAUGUUGAAACGGUGGAAGAUUUGGAGAGACGGAUUCGGGAUGUGUCUUAUAGAGCACAAGAUUAUGUUGAGGAAUUGGCUUUCUUUAGUUGGAAAGACAUGGACCUAUUGGAGUGUUACGAAAGGGUGUAUAGCACCAAAGGAUACUUGUCCCAAAUCGUAGACGAAAUUAAGUUGAUUGAAUUGGAAGUGAUGGUGAUCUAUGAGCAGAUGUCUUGUCAUGCAGAUGUUAAUGACUCUGAGAGUUAUUUGCUUGAAAGUUCACAGGAAAAAAGUCCGGCAGUACAAGACAUUGUGGUUGGCUUAGACGAUGAUGUGUUGGAAAUAAAAACGCGGCUUUGCUCUUUCUCGUCAAAGUUAGAGAUUGUCUCUCUUGUUGGUAUGGGUGGCAUUGGGAAAAGCACCCUUGCUAGAAUGGUUUAUGAUGAUCCCUUCAUUCAAUAUCACUUCAGUAUUCGUGCUUGGGUCACCGUGAAAGACCAUCGAGUGAAAGGAUUGUUUCUUGGUCUACUGGAUGGUAUUGUUGAGUUUACUGCUGAGAUUCAUGAGAAACACAGCGAGCAAUUGGAAGAAAUGUUGUAUAGAAAGUUAAAGCAUAAUCGGUAUCUCAUCGUCUUGGAUGAUGUGUGGUCCACAGAGGUUUGGGGUAAAAUAAGAAGGUGUUUCCCUGACGACAAGAAUGGAAGCCGGAUCUUGCUAACUACCCGACUUACGAAAGUGGCAUUGCAUGCUAAAUCUGACAGCGCUCCGUACUGCUUAAAGUUGUUGGAUUUGGAGGAAAGUUGGGAGCUUCUAUGUCAGAAGGUGUGUGGAAGAAAAUUCGACCGUCCAGAUUUAGAGGAUAUCGGAAAGAAGAUUGCAGGACGAUGCCAAGGUCUACCUCUAACAAUUCUUGUCGUGGCUGGCCAGCUAUCUAAGUUACCAAGGACUAGGAUGUGUUGGCAGAUUUUCGCAAAAACUGUCGGUUCAAUUGUUACCGAUGAGCACGAGAAAUGCUUAGAUAUACUUGCUUUGAGUUACAGAAACUUGCCACAU
Capsicum annuum is the source of this 1199-nucleotide messenger RNA. RefSeq names its product putative late blight resistance protein homolog R1B-16. The record is from RefSeq and is a predicted model, not a curated record. Gene Ontology annotation, biological process: defense response to other organism. Lineage: Eukaryota; Viridiplantae; Streptophyta; Magnoliopsida; Solanales; Solanaceae. Gene Ontology annotation, molecular function: ADP binding.